Messenger RNA from Asterias rubens (European starfish), 1883 nucleotides. RefSeq lists its product as uncharacterized. The coding region runs from base 534 to 1652 and encodes 372 amino acids. The record is from RefSeq and is a predicted model, not a curated record. Gene Ontology annotation, biological process: signal transduction. Lineage: Eukaryota; Metazoa; Echinodermata; Asteroidea; Forcipulatida; Asteriidae. Gene Ontology annotation, molecular function: protein binding. The transcript is spliced from 20 exons.
GUCAUGCUGAGAGGAUAUACGACUCUUCCUCUGUUCUGCACACACAGUCCUAACUAUUAGGUGUAAGGAUGCCAGGGCUAGAGUCAUGCUGAAAUAGAAAGGAGAAAUAGGUCGUUGAAUUGUGCAGAUUAGAGCCUGCUUCCAUCCAGAUCAUCACACUAAUCAGCAGCAAUAGAAGACAAUGACAUCCACUCAAUUACUGGAAACAGGAAGUAUGAACCGGGUUUAACUCAAAUCUUACUUUAGUAUAAUACGAAAGUGUAAGGAUGACAGGGCUAGAGUCAUGCUGAAAUAGAAAGGGAGAAUAAAUGAUUGUGCAGAUUACAGUCUAAGCUUCCAUCCAGAUCAUCACACUAAUCAGCAGCGAUAGAAGACAAUGACAUCCACUCAAUUACUGGAAACAGACACGUUCCAACAAGACACUCAAAAGUAUUUCAACGUUGACAAGUUAAUUCUACAUUGAUCCACCUGUACUGCAUGAAUCUACUACUUUUGGAUGUAAGAAAGCGACGCACAAGAAGACACAGCAAGCAAUGGCGGAAAAUAAAAAGAAUCGUCCACUUUCCUUCCCUUCAAACAAAAAUACUUGGACACCUGGAAAGAAAUCGCCUGCCGAAGCAGAUGGAUGUGUGACAUCAUUGGGUUUUAAGUCUUUAGUAGCAGACACGGACAAAACAGAAGCAGACAAUAGAAGUCAACAAGAAGACGUCUCCACACCAGGUGAACAACUCUCACAGUAUGAUACUCAAGAUGAUCUGGAUCAACAAAUGGGAGCAUGUGGACUCGACACAGAAGUGAACAAAGCCGAAGAAAUCGAAGAAAAUCGGCAACAAGAAGAUGAUGAUGACGACGUUUUCAUACCAGGUGAAACCACAGAUGAGAAAGAAACACCAGUGUCUAAUAACGCGGCAACUCAGAGUACAAACAGGAAUCGUCCAGCAACCGUCCCUAAGCAAUAUUACAACACCGUGAAGCCUAAGAGGUCGUCUAUGGGUGGCGAGGGACCUAAGGACUCGGUUUCCGUAAGUGAGUUGAAAAAGUGGCGGCAAGAUGCUUCGAAAAAGAUUGAUAGGAAUUGUGACCCUGGCACAGAAGUUAACGCAGCAGGAGUUGAACAAGAAUAUAUGCUACAAGAAACUGAUGACUGUGAUCAACCGGACUCAGCGCCACAAACACUUCAGUCAACUCCUGUGUGUGAAGCUUUAGAUGAACAAUCGACGAGAUGUGAACCCGGUACAGAAGUGAACACAGCAUCUGCAGGCAACGGAAUUGGAGGAAAGGAAACUGGUGCAGAAGGUUGCAACCAACAGGAUACAGAACCACAAGCACUGCAGUCGAAUCCUGCGUCUGAAGUUGCUGAUCAAGCAUCUGUCGAUCUAGGACAUGAAAUCAUCUUUCGAGAUUUGUCCGACCAGAUUGGAAGAGAUUGGGAAAAACUGGCCACAUAUUUAGGCGUUUCAGAAAAGAGACUUGAAUACAUCAAGAUGAACCAUCCCCAGGAUGUCGAGAAACAGAUUUACUAUAUGCUAAUGAAGUGGAGAUCAUUGUGCGACAACUUUGGAAGCAGCUCCUUUUUGGUCCUGGCCAAUCAACUUGAACGAAUUGGACAGAAACCCCUGGCCGAGAAUAUCCGCGGGCAGUUCAAACACUAAAGUCGUUAUGCCACGACUCUCUACAAUUGCACUCCUGAACCUCGCAUCAAGUGAACCUCGCAUCAAGUGAACCUCGCAUCAAGUGAACCUCGCAUCAAGUGAACCUCGCAUCAAGUGACAUCACUCGCAUCACUGAGGUCAAACAGUGCCCUUACUGAGGUCAAAUAGUGCCCUCACUGAGGUCAAACAGUUCCCUCACUGAGGUCAAAUAGUGCCCUCACUGAGGUCAAA